Molecule: messenger RNA, 603 nt
Organism: Symbiodinium sp. CCMP2456
Lineage: Eukaryota; Dinophyceae; Suessiales; Symbiodiniaceae
Source: the annotation of a GenBank genome assembly
AUGCAGGACGAGGAUGCCUUGCCAGCCUUUCAGGAUUCGCUGACACUGAGCGCAAUGUCGGAAGGCUCUUUCUUGACUUGCCAGGCUGGGAAUACUUCUCAGCGCGACCUGGUUCUGGAUCAACACAGCACCAGAAUUCUGGCCGAGGAGCAUUCCCAGCAAGAUGAGCAGAUGCACCAGGUUGUUGGCAAGGUGUGGGAUCAAGUCGUCUUCUUGCUCCCACAGCUUCCACUAGCGCAGUUCCUUGGCAUGCUUGACCUCGCUGAACUACGGACUACAGGCUGUCACUUCCGGCAUAUGCCUCACGUGAAGAUUUGCACACUCGAAGAUCUGUUGCAGAAGCUGGAAUAUGGGGGACGGGCGGACAUCCUGAAAGCUUGCCAUUUCCUAUCAUCAAGAUGCCAACUGCUGCAAGGCAUUGACAGAAGGUUCCACGACAAGUUUUGCCAGGUUGUGAGAGGAUUGCUUUACUACAAAAGGCACUGGGAGAGAUACCACACGACCAGUCAAGACAAGGAGGUUGUUAGCUUGGCCUACAGUGCGCUGAUGGACAGCAGACACGACCGAUAUGUCACUUUCUGGACCAUACUUGAUGGGUCAUAA